UCUGUUUGUCGUCUUGAGGCUGCGGGGCGGAAGCAGCAAUGACACCACCCCAUCUUCCUUGAAGACGCUCCCCGAAGACGUGGAGAGCACCGAAGAACCUGACAUGAUCAGCUGGGAGGACGACCCCAACACCCCCCGGGCCAGGAUGUCCUGUGGACACGCCAUCACGCCAGAGACUCUCUACAUCUACUGCCAGAGCCUUCUGAGUGCAGGGAAGUACAUCUUCCAGUGCCCCUACAUCAGCGAGAGAACCGGAGACCACUGUGGUGAGGAGUGGUCCUACAUCGACGUCCGUCGCCUCGCCGAUCUCUCUCAGGACGAUCAGAAGCGGUUCGAGACCAUGAUCUCCCAAAACUACCUCCGCAGGGGGAGGGGCAUCCAGGAGUGCCCCCGGUGUAAGUCCUACUGCGAGCGGAUGAGUAAUGUUUGCAGGCGGGUGGUGUGUCCGCUGUGUACGGUACGGGACGGACAGGAGUACCACUUCUGCUGGUACUGUCUGCACAGUUGGGACACGCCGGGUAACAGCUACUGCGGCAACCAUGACUGCAGGGGUGAGGACAGACGACUGGAGAUCCUCCGUACCUGCAGCAGGAAGACCAUCGUGGGCGUACCGGGCUGUCCUGCCAUCAGGGCCUGUCUGACAUGUGGUAUGCUCAUCGAACAUGACAGGGCCUGCAAACAUAUGACGUGCAUCUGUGAGGAGAAGUUCUGUUUCAUCUGCCUGACGCCUGCCAUCCUCGGUAACUACCAGUGCGGCACUUUCAACAGUCCGUGUGAGGUCGCCGACGUGCAGACAGCUAUUCCCGGGGACGACUGAGUGAGAUGUCCGAGGAACACAGUCCGCGCUUACGUUCUGUGAGGGCCAAUUUACACGGGGAAAAAGCAUUUGUCCUACGACCAUCAACGCGCGGCGCGUAGGACAGAUUGAGCGUGUAAACAGGCCCGCCACCGACA
Branchiostoma belcheri (Belcher's lancelet) is the source of this 954-nucleotide messenger RNA. RefSeq lists its product as uncharacterized. The record is from RefSeq and is a predicted model, not a curated record. NCBI's taxonomy places the organism in Eukaryota, Metazoa, Chordata, Leptocardii, Amphioxiformes, Branchiostomatidae. Bases 104 to 817 code for a protein of 237 amino acids. The transcript has 4 exons.